GUCGCUCCCGUGCUUAGCUUUUGUGAUUUUGAAUUCAGCUAGCCUAAAAAGUUAUACGAAUAAUACUACUUAGUGAUAUAAAUAUGGCAGAUAAAUGUAAAAAAUGUAAUGAUGUUACACAAGUAAAAGACAGUGUCAAGUGUACCUCCUAUAACAGUGCCUUCCACCCGACCUGUUUGGAUAGAACUGAUUCCAACGAUCCAAUAAAAAAUCACCCCUUCGAAAAAACUGGAAAUGUGAACAAUGCAAUCAAAAUGAUCGUCAAGACAAAGCCUGUGACCAGUCACAAGACAUUCUUGAAGUUAUAAAUGCAUUCCGAAAAGAAAACAACGAGAAACUCGACGCUAUGGAGAGCAAUUUGAAUAAGAUGUCGUCCAAGUUAGCUCAUAAUUUGAGCUCAAAGAUUCGCACUGAAGAUGUCCUUUUACCAGUUGGAAAUAAUUCAGACUUCAAAUCCAUGCUUUUGCGUCCGCUUAUUCUUGAUGGACUAACAAAAGCUGGAUUCAUUCAACCAUCUCCAAUACAACUGAAAGCUAUUCCCCUUGCUCGAUGUGGUCUCGAUCUGAUUGUUCAGUCAAAAUCGGGGACAGGAAAAACAUGUGUAUUCACUGUUGCUGCUCUUGAAUUGCUGAAUAUCGAUAGUCUCCGGCUGCAGGCAUUAGUUGUGGCUCCAACUAGAGAAAUCGCUCUUCAAAUAGAAUAUGUUAUUAAAGAGAUAGGAUCUCAGUUUUCAGGUCUGAAAGUGGUACCAUUGAUUGGUGGCUUGCCCUUGCAAAAGGACAAAGAGCGUCUGAAAGAGGGAUGUCACAUUGUGGUUGGUACGCCUGGUCGGCUUCUGCAUUGCAUAGAAUUGGGACUGAUUGAGUUGAGUGCCGUGCGACUAUUUGUAUUGGAUGAGGCUGAUAUGCUAAUGAACCUCUCCUUCAAAGAUGAUAUCAAUGCGAUAUUUAAGAGUUUACCAGCCAGCAAACAAGUGGUGGUGUGCAGUGCAACGUUCACAUCAGAAUUGAAGUCAUUUCUUGGCAAGUACAUGAACAAUGCACCAACCUACGUGACACCCUCAGGCAAAUGUCCGGUCCUACUCGGUCUGCGCCAUUUUGUGCUGCUCUCUCCUGAUCAGUCGUCAAAUCAGCUGCGAAGAUUGAUCAACAAGGAAAACCAGCUGAUGUCCAUUCUCAAGUCGGUUCCUUUCAGCCAAUGCCUCGUGUUUUCAAAUUACCAAACCAGAGCGGAAAGCAUUUGCUGCAAGCUGCGCCGGAAAGGCUGGGAGAAGUGCUGCGAAUGGAUCGCGGGCAACCAGGAUCAGGGCACACGUAUUGGCGUGUACGAGCGCGUGCGUGACAUGAAGGCACGCAUCCUGUUGACGACAGACCUGACGGCGCGCGGACUUGACUUUGAGGCGACCAAUCUGGUCGUCAACCUAGACCUGCCCGCCGAUUCGCACACCUAUCUGCAUCGCAUGGGCCGCGCCGGCCGCUUUGGAUCUCAAGGAAUCGUUAUAACUUUAUUAGCGCUGGAUGAGAUGGCAAAGUUCAGAACUCUGAUUGGAAAAAUUGGUUCAUAUGCCAAUGCGUGCAUUAUACCAGACAAUGUACUCAAUAAGGAACUUUGGACUUUGAAUUUGGAUGUGUUGGAGGUACUUGAAGGACAUUCUGGGAGCGAGGAACCCGAACCUGAAGAGAUUCCUAAGCCUGAAAGUGAGGAUGUUGCCGAGAUCAAAACUGACAGCGAGUGUGUACACAUGAUCUACUCUUCAAAUGAGGAGGAAGAAGGAAGAACAUGAAAAAACCACUCAACUUCUGGAAUUUGGAUUGAAACUUUUGAGGUUUAAGAAAGCACCAGUGUUCUACUCUUUCAAAAAGCUAGAAGAAUCUCGCAGACAUUUUGUCCGUGAUGCUGCUGCUGCAAACGAUUCAGAAAAGUGCAAAUGGAAGAAAGUGUUGGAGCCUGCAGGUAGCUUGGAAAGUGAUGUUGCCGAGUACUUCAUCUCGUCUUAUGGUCGAAAAAUGGCUGAUGUCACAGAAAGGUGUCGGAAUAUGUACUUUGUCGACGUUAUUAAAAGUUUACCUUGCAAAUCUGAUAGCAGCUUCAAGUUUACAAAUGAUUCCAGCAUUCAAGACUUGAAUCUUGAAAAACUCGAAAUAAGUGUUGAACGUUCAAAUGAAAAUAGGUCUAGUCAUUAUGGAGAUGAUGUAAUGAGUGGAUUGGACUCUCCAAAAUCAGGAUCUUCAAGUCGUCAAUCCCGUUCACCAUCUUUACAUUCUGUACUAUUCUUCGAAGACACUACCGGUGAUACCUCUAAUCGGAUACCUGAUGAAGAUUCUAAGUCAACCCAAUAUUCAGACAAUGACCAAAACAAAAUUAAAAAGCCAAUUCACAUUUUUGUGCCCAAGAGAAAAUUGUGCGAAGUGGAUUCAUCGUCUACUUCAUUUGAACAAGUCAAAGACUUGAGAUCCAAUACACCUGUACAUCAUCAAGAAAAUAACGACUUUCGGUACAUGUGUGGAUCAAAUGUGCAGUCAACAUAUGAAGGGAAUCAAGACUACAGGUAUACCACAGAUGAAUGCAAUAGGCGGCAAUCCACUUCAACCGUACAUUAUCAAGUGAAUCAAUACCCUGAGUACAUGGAUGAAUCCUUUGCGCAGUCGUGUGACUUCACUCCUCAGCAACGUAAAAGGAUAAGACAGGCCUUGAAUCCAUGUUACAAUCCUGCUAUGAAUAGCUAUUAUCAUUAUAACAGUAAUCUUCAUCAAAGUUCACAUAAUUCUUCUAUGCCCUUAGAUCAGUGGAAUGCCCUCUAUCGUCAACAAUUAUCGCAGAAAAGGAUGUAUACUAGUUACUCGUAUUAUAUGCAUCGUAUGCUACAUUCACUAACCUAACAUUGGUGAAACAAUUAAAACGUUAUUGCGUUCUAUAAUUCAACUUUGAGAUUGAUCAAAUCGAUCAAUCCACCUGAUUUAUUAUCAAAUCGUUAUUUUAUAUGGUAUCUGUUGUAUGAUUUAUCUUGAAGAUUGAUUAAAUUAAUCCAUCCAAUUAAUCAUCAGAUUUUUAUCUUAUAUGGAGAUUUACAAUUCUUGAGUUUCAAUAUUCCAAUAAUGUAACCAUAGAAUCCUACACUACUUUUGUAUUCUCUUUUAUGUAAAUAUGAUUUGAUAAUUAUGUGUUUCUCCCAUUUUCUAAUAAUAAAUCUGCUGCAUAUUAUAUCAAUCGCUGUUCCUUGUGAAGAUUUUACAUAUUUCUUAUUCUAAUCUUCAGUUAGUAGCCUAUUUGAAAUUGAAUUAAUGCUUUAUUGAAGUUGAUUCACUCACUGUAUUUUUAGCAUCAUGUUAUGUUGAACACUAAUCAAUUGUAUAAAUAUAUCAGUAAAAAAGGGUA
This is a messenger RNA of Nilaparvata lugens (brown planthopper), 3375 nucleotides long. Its product is annotated as probable ATP-dependent RNA helicase DDX20. Gene Ontology annotation, biological process: spliceosomal snRNP assembly. The transcript is spliced from 8 exons. Gene Ontology annotation, molecular function: RNA helicase activity; ATP binding; RNA binding. Bases 347 to 1783 code for a protein of 478 amino acids. NCBI's taxonomy places the organism in Eukaryota, Metazoa, Arthropoda, Insecta, Hemiptera, Delphacidae. Gene Ontology annotation, cellular component: SMN complex. The record is from RefSeq and is a predicted model, not a curated record.